Messenger RNA from Neoarius graeffei (lesser salmon catfish), 1177 nucleotides. RefSeq lists its product as uncharacterized. Lineage: Eukaryota; Metazoa; Chordata; Actinopteri; Siluriformes; Ariidae. The coding region runs from base 215 to 829 and encodes 204 amino acids. The transcript is spliced from 6 exons. The record is from RefSeq and is a predicted model, not a curated record.
AUAACAUACACAAUCCACCAGUCGUUUCCUGGACAAUACGCUGUAAUGACAGUGUUAUAACAGGACAUAUGUGGCCAGGGAAUGUUAUCAUAGCAGGCCACGUGGUCGUUAAGAUGGUUUCACUUUCAUUCUUCGUGAUCAAGCUGUAAUACCCAAACACCUUUCUUCAUACUGUAUCUCUUCUGUCUGCAGCAGAAGUUUGAAGGAGAGUAACAUGGAUCUACUCUGGAAUAUUCUUGAACGCCCGGUGGAUAUUCUUAUUCUUACUGUUAUUUCUAUUCCUUGCACACUACAAUUCAUUUAUGAAUGUCUGACUCAGCUGGUAAAUCGAGGUUACAUUGCUCCAGACAACAGAGGAUUUGUCGACCGAAUCUGGAUAUGUCAUCGUCAAACAAAGAGAUUGAUGGUUUUCACACUUGAGACAGUUGUACGGUCAAAAAAGAUCAGAUUCCACACGAUGGUCUUUGGAAAUAUCAUGACGUGUGACAAGGACUUUUUGAGAAGACUGGGUAUCAGUCUCAAAGAAGAGUUCCUUGUGGAUCAGUGUGACGUCAUCAUUGCUUUCACCCCGAUUGUCUCUCGAGCUGGAACUGACAUCGAAGCUGCUCUUAAGAAGAUACCAGAAAACAAACCUGUUGUUUUUGUGGUGCUCCAUCACACGUUUGAUCCGGAAUACAACGUUCCAGACAGCAGCCGAGCUAUUAACAGAAGCAACCUGUUGGCUGUGGACUGUCUCUUUCAUGAAGACCAGGGCCUGCUGAAAUGUCAACGUAACACAAAGGCACUAAAAGCAACAGAAAACUAUUUACGAGACAUCAAGAGGAAUUAAAAAGUGCUAGGAAGGUUUUAAACUGGAAACGAAUGCUUACUCUUUGUUUAAUCGCCUGAAGUAUCUGAUUACACUGCUGUAUUGCUUGUUGUCCAGACAUGUUUUUUUCAUGGAAAUUAAGAUUUCAUAUGAUAUGCUUGACAUAGUUAAUAAUGCAGAUAGUUGUACAUAAUUUAAAAACAACCAAAGCUAUAAACCAAAGUUUAGCUUUCUGCUUAAGAUGCAGUAUACUCUGGCAGGCAGAUUGUUGUAUCUUCCAGGAGCUACUGAUAUCUGAUUGAUAUUCCAGUAAUCAUCUUUCCUGCAUUAUUGGAAGUAUUCUGAAAAUAAAUCACAUUAAGAAUCCUG